AUGUCUUCAUAUACUACGACAACGAGCACCGAGUGCUCUCCCAAUAUCAGUAUUGAAUUAACCCAGCUACGGUUAGCUAUGGAUCCCUCGGUCACUAUUCUUCGUAACUUCAACUCUAUCCAAAAAUCGCGACGCUUAUCAUCAGGACACCAGCAACCAGUGGAGAAUUCGAAAGUCAUAAGCCCGUCACCUCGAGUGAUAGUGCCUACGGGGCCAUUAAAAAUACCAGACGGAUCUUUGGAACUUACGAAAUGGAUUGCUAUGACGAUAAUGACUGCCGAUCAUAUCAACAAAUACCUUUUUGCCGAGGCAUUACCUUUAGUAUUUGAGGUCGGCCGGAUAGUUAUGCCGUUAUUCGUUUUAGUCUUCGCAUAUAACCUUGCUCGCCCGAGUUCCAAUCAAGACGGUAGCGCCUAUCUACGCACAGCACGUAGGCUAGCGUUUUUCGGAAUUAUAUCAUCGGUACCAUCGAUAAAACUAGGCGGGCUAGUCGACGAUUGGUAUCCUCUUAAUAUCUUAUUUACACUUUUGGUCAUUACGACUGUUACUGGACUUAUUGAGCAGUCGCGUGCUAGUAAAGUCCGCAUUCCUGCACUUCUGAGUGCCAUUGUUGUGUUUGUACUGGGGGGUGGACUUGUUGAAUUUUGGUGGCCGGCUGUAGGGCUCGGGGUUGGGGCGUGGGUAUAUUUCAGAUCCGGGAAUUUACUUGGGCUUUUUACGGCUGCAUUGUCGUGCGCAAGUCUGUCGUGGAUUAACGGCAAUCACUGGGCACUAGCUGCCUUUCCAACAUUGUUCAUUUUGUCGAAGUUUAACUUGGAGAUACCCCGUUCGCGUUGGUUUUUCUAUGUAUAUUAUCCGGUUCAUCUUUUGAUAUUACUAUUGGUUCGAAUCCCGAUGGAAAGGGCGGGAUAUGUGUUCUGGUAUACGUAA
Molecule: messenger RNA, 930 nt
Organism: Orbilia oligospora ATCC 24927
Lineage: Eukaryota; Fungi; Ascomycota; Orbiliomycetes; Orbiliales; Orbiliaceae
Exons: 1
Coding region: 1-930 (309 amino acids)
Source: RefSeq, a predicted model, not a curated record